Messenger RNA from Diversispora eburnea, 1596 nucleotides. The record is from the annotation of a GenBank genome assembly. Lineage: Eukaryota; Fungi; Glomeromycota; Glomeromycetes; Diversisporales; Diversisporaceae.
AUGAAAAAGCAUGAACUCAUCGAUAAUUCAAUUACUAAAAACAAAAAACAAAAGUUAUCAGAAUCCUCAAUUAUUAAAAAUGAUACUUAUCUAAAUCAACCAUUUGAAGAGUUUUUUAACCAACAUUACACCAAACCUGAUUUCAUUUCUACUUUUAACACAGCAUUUCGUAAACGUCUUCCCUGUAAAGACAAUUUUGCUACUAUAAUCGAAAAACCUUACCCAAUAUUUAUCCUUGAGAAUAUUUUUUCCAUAGAAUUUCUUAAAUCUGUUAAAUGGAUCUUAGAAAAAGGAACAAUUUAUAAUAAAAAAUCCAAUGACCUAUAUGAAUUCUAUCAAAGUGAUGAUCUAAAGAAUUCAUUAGAACCGGACUUGAUUAAAUUAAGAGAAACAAUUUAUUCACCUCAAUUUAUUCAAUUAAUAUCAGAAUUAACUGGAAUUAAGUUAGACAAUACACCAGAUUUAUCUGCACAUCAAUAUGCAUAUGGAAAUUACUUGUUGUGUCAUGAUGAUGAUAUUAAAGAUGAUGAUUCUUCGCAUGGUAGAAGGAUUGCUUUUAUUUUUUAUUUAGUUGAUGAAAAUUGGACCAAAGAAGAUGGAGGAGCUUUAGAAUUUUUUGAUAUUGAUGAAUUAGGACAACCAAAAGAAAUUGUUCAAUCCAUAAUUCCUAAAUGGAAUUCUAUGGCAUUUUUUGAAUUAAGCCCAACAUCAUAUCAUCAAGUUUCGGAAGUUUUGACCAAAUCCAAAACACGUCUUUCGAUUUCUGGUUGGUUUCAUGGUUCUUUACGAACACGAUUAUCCAAUGCAAAAUUUAAUUCUCCAACUUCUUUUCCACAGUCACUUGAUAAUAAUUUUUAUAAUCAACAUCCUACUAUAAAUGAUUUGGUAAAUCCAAUUUAUUUAACUAAACAAGGAAAAAAGAAAAUUUUAAAAGUACUUAGACGUGAAGCUUCAAUUGAGUUGCAACAAUUUCUCAAAGAAGAAGUUUAUCAAAAAUUAAUGGAUAGCUUAAAUAAUGCUAAGUGGGAAGAAAACCCUAUCGGACCACCUUUUAUUAGACGAUAUCAUCUUAUAAAUAAUGAAAAAACUGUUGUAUCUCAAUCAUUUCAUCAAUUUAUUUAUAAUUUCUUUACUUCAACAAUAUUUACCGCUUACCUUUCUGAAAUUACAAGAUAUGAAAUUUCUUCUUUAUCCUCAGAAAUUCGUCAGUUUUUACCUGGGAAUUAUACAAUGAUACAUGAUCAAGCGUUAGAUCAUGAAGGAUUAGAUAUAGUGUUAUAUUGUAUUGAGGAUGAAAAUUGGAACCCCGAAUGGCAAGGUGGUACUCAUUAUGUAGCAAAUGAAGAAGAAUUAUUAACACUUUGGCCAAAGAGGAAUACAUUAAGUAUUGUAGUUAGAGAUGAAGUACCACCACCUGCUCGAUAUAAAUAUUUUAUAUCACGACGAGGUGAUAUUGGUUUAGCGAUAUUUACGGGAACUCUCGCUUAUUAUUUUAAUGAAUUGGAAAAUCCAGUUGUUCAAAAUGAUCCUGAAAAAACUUUGAUAAAAUUAACUGGACGAAGAAUUAGACAAAUUUUUAGUAUUACAGAAAAUUAA